Anopheles coustani is the source of this 1800-nucleotide messenger RNA. It is a transcript of the gene pall, whose product is annotated as F-box only protein 28. The record is from RefSeq and is a predicted model, not a curated record. Gene Ontology annotation, molecular function: protein binding. Gene Ontology annotation, biological process: protein polyubiquitination. Bases 146 to 1417 code for a protein of 423 amino acids. The transcript has 2 exons. NCBI's taxonomy places the organism in Eukaryota, Metazoa, Arthropoda, Insecta, Diptera, Culicidae.
CUUUGCCUUUUCGUGACUAUUGUGCUUCCGUGGAAAAGCUAUUUGGAAAACAAGCUUGCAGGGCAGCGUUGAACGUGCCCUGCAAAGUGAGUUCGUAAUACACAAGUUCCUCGGAGGAAGCCCCAGCCAAUAAAAGUGCAAAACAAUGGCCACUGUGUCGGAUGGCGAACAGCCGAGCGCAUCGGGAAUGAAUUUUCUGGAUCUACCCGAUUGUAUGAUUGAAGAAGUGCUGGAGUACUUGAGCUACGAUGAAAUCGCCAAGAAGCGUAUAAUUUGUCGGAAAAUUGAUCGCAUUUGUCAGUCGUUGCUGAACCGGGGUUACAUAAAGAUGAUACGGUCGCACAACGUGAAUCUGAAGGCUAUCAAGUCGCAAUUGCCACGGCGCGAAUCGGAACGUCGUAAUCAUCCCCUGUCCAAGCACUCGGAUAUUCUGACGUGCGUCGAAACGCGUAUCUCGAUGCUUUCCAUGACCUACUCAAAGUACAUCGAACGGGAGCUGUGCUGCUUCAUCCCGGGCAAAGUGAUUGACGAGGUGCUGAACAUCCUGCGGAUCGUCGAGAACACGUCGCGUCCGCUGCGGGCGCACGAGGUGCUGCAGGAGCUGCGCGACAUUUCAUCCAUGGCGAUCGAACACUUCGACGAGAACAUCGCCGGGGGUCUGAAAAGACUGCUGACCCAGCAGAAUCCGCACCAUCCGGUCCCGGUCUCGGUGAAUCCGUUCCCGAACAUCUGCUAUUAUCAGAACGAGUUGCCCGAAGUAUUGCCGGUGGAGAAGUUCAUGGUACCUUACGCAACCGUUACACAGACGCCUGCCCCACCGCCACCACCGCCCCCCGCAAUGGCCGGUCCCUCGACGUCCGGUACAAUGAUAUCUCUCUACUGCCAAAGCGGAUGCAACUCGAGUCGCGAAAACGGUGCAUCGAUCGUGCGUAUCAAUCUGAAGGCGCGCAAAAUGCGAUACGACAUCAACCGCAUCGAUCACACGAUGGCCAGCUUCAAGGCCGACUUGCGCAACAUACGGGUGCACAUGCUACGGCAGAGCGCCGAGAUGAAGGACCUACGCCGCCGGUUAGACGAAUCGGAGACCAAAAACCGUGAGCUGAUGGCCAAGAUCAAUCAGUUCAGCAACGACAACCCGCAGGCCGUCGCACUCAAGACGGAGCUGGCGAAGGACUCGAUCAAGCGCAGCAUAAAAUUCAUCAAACGGGCCAUCUCGGAAACGGAACCGGGUCUGUCCGGCUUCACGGCUGGGCUGCCUCACCCGGAUGGGGACUCACUGUCUUCCGCCUUCGAUUCUGUGCCAUUUUCCCUUGGAACCUUCCCACUGCUGUCUUCGGACGAGGAAGAAUUUCUAACACCCACGACGACGCUAGAGGACGGCCCUAGUGCGGUCAAAAAGGUUCGAUUUAGCGAGUAAGCGUGGGUCUCCUUGCGCCUCCACUGAAGUAUUUUACUUGUAAGCGCGAGCCCCGGCCCACGAUGUGGCAAUAUGUUGUAUACCAACUGUAGAGCGUAGCGUAGCCUUUUGAUCGAAUCGAAGGACAUUCGUCUCCCGUGCCGCCAUGCCGUUGCCCCGGGGCCAACGCGCUCGUCAGGCAGGUAGGCAGGGGACAUCGAUUGGCAUAAUACGAAUAUCAUAAAUCGUAGUACUAACAACUAGAAUAUACGUUUUUUAUACGAUCCUUUUCUUCGUAGUUGCGGUGAACCACAAAAACACCCACGAAACAUAUAAUUGUACACUUGUUUGAUUGCUUUGCCUAUCGUUUAAUGUAAAAAAAAAACAAAAAAAAAACAGAAGAA